AUGUCCAAGCGCAAGGCUGUCAACGACGACUCUUCGGCGCCAAAAGUUGCCUCGAUCUUUGUGAAAAAGACCAAACCGUCCGUGGCGGAGGACGACGGGAACCAGAAAAAGUGGAAGUUUUUGUGCUGGAAUGUCGCCGGGCUUCGUGCGUGCGUCAGAAGGAACGACUUCUCGGAAGUGCUCACCGAGGAGCCCGACAUUGUCUUUCUGAGCGAGACCAAGUGCAAGGAGUGGCCCCCGGAGAUUCUGGAUACGUUUGAGGUUGAAAAUAUCGGCCUAACAUUUGAAAAUUGGGGAGUUUUUUUUAAGGAUUACACAAAAACGUUAUUGGUUUCGGAGGAAAAGAACGGCGGCUACGCGGGCGUCGGCCUUCUGAGCAAAGUGGCGCCGUUAAGCGUCGUCAAGGGCAUCGGAGAGCCGGAAUUCGAUUCGGCCGCCCGUCUCCUCAUCGCCGAAUACGCCAAUUUCUAUUUCGUCGGCGCGUACGUCCCGAAUUCGGGCGCCAGAUUGGUGGCGAUCGACAAACGCGAGCGCUGGGAACGGCUGAUGCUCGCGAAGAUUCGCGAGUUGGACGGCAAGAAGCCGGUCAUUUACGGAGGCGAUUUGAACGUGGCGCACGAAGAAAUCGACCUGAAGAACCCGGCGUCCAACCGGAACAAGACGGCCGGAUUCACGGACAAGGAGCGCGGAUGGUUCUCGGAUAUGCUCGCCGCCGGAUUCAAAGACACGUUCCGAGAAAUGCAUCCGGACGAGAAAAAGUAUUCAUUUUGGAGUUAUAUGGCCAAUGCGAGGAUCAACAAUGUCGGAUGGCGCCUCGAUUAUUACGUGGUCAGCGAGCGGAUCAUGGAGAAGGUGAGGCGAACAUUUAGAAGCACUUUUUCUUGAAAAUCGGGAAAAAAACAUCAAUUUUCUAGAAGAUAUUUGGGAAAUUUCGAACAAAAGUGUUUCUUUAAAAGAAAUUCUUUGAAACCUCAAAUUUAAAAUAUUUUCCAGGUCACACACAGCGAUAUCCGAACGAAAGUGAAGGGAAGCGACCACGCGCCGAUCGUCAUGCAACUAGAGUUGUAA
Messenger RNA from Caenorhabditis sp. 36 PRJEB53466, 1068 nucleotides. The record is from the annotation of a GenBank genome assembly. NCBI's taxonomy places the organism in Eukaryota, Metazoa, Nematoda, Chromadorea, Rhabditida, Rhabditidae.